This is a messenger RNA of Microbotryum saponariae, 2303 nucleotides long. NCBI's taxonomy places the organism in Eukaryota, Fungi, Basidiomycota, Microbotryomycetes, Microbotryales, Microbotryaceae. The record is from the annotation of a GenBank genome assembly.
AUGCCUACCACCUUCACCAUCGCCACCAAGCCCAUCGGGUAAGGAUAGCUUGGCUUUCGCUCUCGGAAUCGGCUCAGCGUCGUCGCUGUUCCUUUUCGCCGCCCCCGAGGCCGGAAACCGCGAUGUAUUCCAGAUUACCGCAUAUGACUAACACUGAGCCCCUCGAACACUUACAGUAAGCCUACGAUCGGAGUCAACGGCUUCGACGGAGACCACUUCGGCGAAACCACUCUCCUCAAGGCCGGCUCCACUCGCCCCGGAUGGGACGGGGAGACUAGCGCUCCCCUUACGUCCGACAUUCUGCUCCAACACGAUCUUCCCCUCGUCAUGCGUGACGGUGCCAAGCUCUACUGCGAUGUCUACAAACCCGCCGACGCCAAGGGCCCGAUCCCGUGCUUGGUCAUGUGGUCCCCUUACGGCAAGAGGUAUUCCUCGAUCAACAUGUUGCCCGUGACGACGUGGAAGUGCGGUAUCCAAUCCAAGGAUCUUUCCGGCUGGGAGAAGUUUGAAGGUCUCGAACCCGCCAGGUGGUGUCCUAGGGGUUACGCCAUCGCGUCGGUCGACACCCGUGGAGCUGGUAAUUCGGACGGUUUCGUCCAGAUCAUGGGACAGAACAUGGGCGAGGAUGGUUACGAUGUCAUCGAGACCCUCGCCAAGAUGGACUGGUGUAACGGCAACAUCGGAAUGGCGGGGAACAGUGUGAGUAUCUGUUCUUGUCCGGCUUCCCACAACGAGCUCUCGCUGACGAUAUUUCUCGGCGCGGAUUCAGUUCCUCGCCAUCUCGCAAUGGCACAUCGCCGCUCAACAGCCCCCUUCACUCAAGGCCAUCGCCCCUUGGGAGGGCUGUGGUGACCUGUUCCGGUAAGUCGAAGCUGUCUGGUCUAACGAGCGUAUCUGAUCUGACAGCCCGUCCUCGUCGGCUUCGGAUCCCGCAGAGAACAAUUCGCUCGCGGUGGUGUGUUCGAGAUCUCCAACAUGGACUUGAUCAACAAGCUCAUCAUCAAGGGCAACAACGGUGUCGAAGACUUUGCCGAGAUGUGCAAGUCCAAAUUUCGCUCUGGUCACUGGUUUCGCACUCGAGCCUGACCGAGUCUUUUCUGCACACUGACCAACAGACGACCGAGAGCCGCUUCACUCGCCUUACGUAAGUUCGCCGUGCCCGGAAACAUUCAUAUUACUUUUCCGAGGUUCACACUGACAUGAUUCAUUUCGACACGGUUCACAGUGGGCCGACAAGCGACCGGACAUGAAGAAGAUCAAGAUCCCCGCUUAUAUUUCGGGCUCCGACUUCUCGUCCAUCCACACGAUGGGUUCCAUCCGAGGCUUCUGGGAUUGCCAAGGCCCCAAGUGGCUCCGUUGGGCCGGACGUCAGGUAAGAGGCUCUCGACUGCGUUCUGGGAUCAGGCCAUGCGGUUGGGCUUAUCACGAUGUUCUGGCUCCUGCAGGAAUGGCACGAUCUCUACGUCAUCAAGGAGACUAACGAGGAGUUGAUGGAGUUCUUCGACCACUACUUGUACGGCAAGGAGAACAACUUUGUCAAGGAUACCCCCAAGGUCCGCUGGGCGCUCUUGCAAGGUGGUGACCGCGACGCGAUUGAAAACAUCCCCAUUCCCGACUUCCCCCUCCCCGACACCGAAUACCGAGAGUUCUUCCUCGCCGAAGACGGCAAGCUCGCCAGUGCCUCGCCGGAAAAAGCCAGCACCGUCUCUUACGUCUCAAGAGGGGAGGGGAAAAGUGUUGUCAACUUUGAUCUCAAGUUCAAUGAGAAGACCCAACUCGUCGGUAUCCCCAAGGCGAUCGUUCACAUGUCAACCGAUGACCACGACGACAUGAACGUUUACAUCACUCUCAAAAAGCUCGACAAGGACGGCAACCAGCUGAUGCACAUGACCAUCCCUCGCGAGCGCGCACUCACAUCCUCCCACGCCGAGAUCGCGGAGAAGGACCGCACCUCACUUCUGCUCCACCCUGGCUCGCUCGGUGUCUUGCGCGCAUCUCAUCGCCACAUCGAUGCUUCCAAGAACAUCCACCCCAACUGGCCCUGGCACCCGCACACAUUCGAGGAGAAGCUUGAGCGUGGUCAGAUCGUCAAGCUCGAGAUCGGUAUCUGGGCCAUGGGCUGGCAAUACGAUGCCGGGGAGUCCUUGAGGGUUGAGAUCUGCGGUGGUCACGACAUGAACCACGAGAUCCGGCAUUUCACCACCAAGUUCCCUGCCGAGAGCACACUCAACAAGGGUGUGCACAAGGUUCAUUUUGGUGGCGAGUACGCGAGCAAGGUCAUCCUUCCGUUCGUUAGCAUUUGA